CUCGCCGUUGCAGUGUUGGCGAGAGCGAGUCGGCGGGCAAGGCGGGGCCAGGGACAUAAAAGGAGGACGCUGCGAUCGUCUUCCCAUCUUUUCAUCAUCGCAACUCACUCCCACAGCUUCCUCCACUCCUCUCCUCUUCUCUCCCCCUCCCCCCUCCCCUCUCUUUAGCAAUGCGCUUCCUCCCCUUCCUCCUCGUCGCCCUCCCGCUCGCGGCCGCCCUCCCGGCCUCGACGGACAACGCCUCGCUCGAGGCCCGCGCCGCCAAGAGCUGCACGCAGUCGUCGCAGUGCGGCUCGGUCAACAACUUCUGCAACCGCAGCAAGUGCGACACGCGCAAGUCGCUCGGCGCUUCGUGCUACAAGGACAUCGGCUGCAUCUCGAACAAGUGCUCGAGCGGCAAGUGCGUUGAGGGCUCGGCCCUCACCAACGGCGAGCGCUGCGAGACGAGCAAGUCGUGCGCCUCGUCGUACUGCGGCAACUCCAAGUGCCAGGCCCCGGCGGCCAACGGCGCCAGCUGCUACAAGGCAGCCGGCUGCCAGUCGGGCAUCUGCACGAACCAGAAGUGCACGGCCCCGGCCACGACGCCCACGCCCGCGCCGACGCCGGUCGACAAGACGCCCACGGACGAUGCCGGCAACGUCGCCAAGAACAACCACUUCGAGAACGACAUCCUCGCUCCCUGGGAGAAGGACGGCGACGUGACGGUCGUCAAGAACGCCACGGAUGCCUACGACGGCAAGCAGUACGCCAGCCUGCGGGCCACCGCCCAGUACGGCGAGUACAGCUACCCGGAGCUGUACCAGUCGGUCCCCAGCGGCUACUACCGCAUUCGCAACAGCGUCUCCGACACGCCCCAGGCCAAGGCCUACGCCGUGAGCGUCCAGUACCGCGUGCCCGAGUUCAUCGCCGGCCCCAAGGGCUUGGGCUGCAACCUGUCGUUCGGCUUCGACAACGAGUACAUGGAGGACACCAGCAAGGCCUUCCUUCCGGUCAACAAGAAGGUCGCCGACUGGACCAAGUUCGAGACCAUGAUCGCCAACAACCGCACGAGCAUCGAGGACAUCGGCUUCGGCCUGAUCUGCCCUGAGGGCGCCGCAGUCGUGCACGUGGACGAUGUCCAGUUCGUGCCCACGGCGUACCCGGAGUCUGACCCGACGGACGUGGCCCAGAACGGCGGCUUUGAGAACGGCGGCACCAACGGCGACCCGUGGAAGUACCAGAACGGCGCGACCCUGGCCACCAACAACGCCAAGUACGGCGGGCGCUACGCCCUGGUCCAGAGCGGCCAGUCGAUCUCGCAGGACAUCGUCAUCUCGUCCACGGCGCCGAAGGACAGCUACAACGCCUACCAAGUCAAGUUCCAGUACUUCGUCCAGUCGGUCAGCUCGGGUGUCUCGUCGGCCACCCCGUGCUCGCUUUACCUUGCCGAGAACGGCGGCGCCCCGGACGCCUCCAUGGACAUCACCGCUACCAGCGCCACCGACACCUACGCCUCGUUCUCCAAGGUCGCGUCUGCCAAUUCGUCCGUCAGCAACAUCAAGAUCGGCGUGUCCUGCCCUUCCGGCCAGACGGCGCGCGUCUACGUCGACCAGGUGCAGUUCCUCACCAAGCUCGACGACUAAGCGCACUGCCGCCGCACCGGGAGCGAGGCGCGCACGGGGAUGCGCAGCCGUCCGCGCUGCCUCUCCUGGGCCCGUUCUCUCUGCAUACC
Tilletiopsis washingtonensis is the source of this 1711-nucleotide messenger RNA. RefSeq lists its product as hypothetical. Bases 171 to 1622 code for a protein of 483 amino acids. The transcript has 2 exons. Lineage: Eukaryota; Fungi; Basidiomycota; Exobasidiomycetes; Entylomatales. The record is from RefSeq and is a predicted model, not a curated record.